AUGUCACUUAAGAAACCUGUCCCCUCUGAAAUACCAUUACCUUCCACACCUCCUCCAGCCUAUAAAGCACUCUCCGAAUCUUCACCUGACACUCAUCCUACACCAGAACCACCUACCGAGAAAGCAAACACUCUCCCAGAUUAUCAUCCAACCAGACCUUAUAAACUCGUUCCGACACUCAUUGCAGAGAAAGUACAGAACAGACCCAUAUCCAAAUCGAAGAAACAGGAAGAAGGAGUAUUCCAAUAUCCCCCACCCCCUCCUCCACCUAGGAUAUUUGACUGGGCUGAAUUGUCCAAAUCGAAACCGAAACGGACACCUUCACCUAGAUUCUCAACACCCGAGACCACCAAAGAACCGUCACCUUCAGUUUCCACUUCUACAACGAAAUCGAAUAAACUACAGAAGAAGAAAUCUCGACCCCGAUUUCCUCCUGGAGUGAAGUUUGAAGAAGAGGAAAGCAAUACCAACCACAAUAAGAACAAACCUGAAACGAUUCCUACACCUAAUAAAGAACAAGAGAUUACCCAAGUAACUACUACACCGCCACCGCCCCCGCCGCCGCCAGCCCUCUGGACGGACUACAACUUACCGUGGUACGUGAAACGAACCAAGAUGGCCGCUCCACCUAGAAUGCUCAUCCUCUCCGGAGGAGGGUACGAGGCUUUCGUAGCUAUGCCUCCGUCUUAUGAGAAAGCACUUGCCCUCGCCAUUGAAAAGUUCAAUAUCCCCAAUACUCACAUGAUCAGAUUAUCAUGUAAAGCUUCAGACAUGCAGUGGAUAGGUGGAUAUGCAGGCUCAGAGGAUAUUUUCAUUGCCGAUAACGAUUCGUUUCAUUAUGCCUGUGCCGGUAAACACGUUGCUCGUCUCGGCGUACAUGUUUACGAUAAAAAUGCAAAACCUGGUCCAGCACCUGCCGCACCGGCGGACAGUGGCGGAGGUGGCGGAGAAAAGAAAGAAGAGAAGAAAGAGGCCAAACCUCCUGCUCCGCCUCCCACUGCCGAUCAAAGUUUGACCUGUCAGACUACUGCUGGUAAGAAUGUCACUCUUGCUGCCAAAGUUACUGGAGAACUGGCAAAAGGUAUCCCCGCUGGAAAUUAUCUCGGUACCUUGUCGAUCGAGGACAAGACUUGGAAACAAACCUUCGUAGGGAAUCAACUUGGCCCCAAUGAAGUAAUGACCAAAUACGUCGUUCACGAUAAGAAUACCGCUCGAUUAAUUUUCAGACCCCGAUCGGCGAGACCAAGUAUUGAAUUUCUUCAUCCUGAAGAGAAAAGUCUCGAAGUGUCCCUUUCCAUCGCAGAUUGGACAGUAACAUCUGCUUACCCAAUGACUUCAUUACUUCCUGAUGGCGCCAGACAAAAGCUCAGAUGGUUCUUGAAAGUUCAACCGGGGGGUAUCGUCGAAGAUAUGUUGACUGGAACUCAGUCCAAUGGAUUAUUCAUGGAGAUGAUUCCAAGUGUUAAAGCUAAACCUGACAAAGAGCCUGAUCCAGAUGCUCCUCUGAUCCCAGUAUGGCCCGAUAUUCGACCUUCAAACGCAUGGUGUUUACCUCAAACUAUAUUCAUACCUCACAUAGAUAGGAUCUUGACUGCUCUGGGAUUACCAGUGGAAAGUAGAACGGCGAUGAUCACCUCUUGGCUACCCGGUCUCACAAGGCAUAAGAACAUUGCUUAUAGGAUCCUCAACCGAAGUCAACUUGAUCCUUCAUCCACGUUAACUAUUAUCCCUCCACCCUCAGUGAUGUUGAGAAUCUUCGUCCUGUUCAAGGGUAUACCCGAUUCCGAAUUGAAAGAUUGGGAGAACGCAGGCGUCUUACAUGCUGAGAUGGGACUAGAUUGGCGUGACUCGGUCGGCUGGACACCCGAUUUGGCGGAUGACAAUCUUUUUAGGGCGAUUGAAUAUGGUGCGAUGUAA
Messenger RNA from Kwoniella botswanensis, 1917 nucleotides. RefSeq lists its product as uncharacterized. The record is from RefSeq and is a predicted model, not a curated record. NCBI's taxonomy places the organism in Eukaryota, Fungi, Basidiomycota, Tremellomycetes, Tremellales, Cryptococcaceae. The transcript is spliced from 16 exons. Bases 1 to 1917 code for a protein of 638 amino acids.